AUGUCCCACACUCAGACAGAGCGAUACGCUCUUCGGCGGCUCCACAUCGACUGGAAGGAGUUGGAGGAGGAAAAAGAAAACUUGACGACCGUUGCGGCGCUGCCGACGAGCAACAUGUUCAUUUGGCACUGUAACCUUCGUCCCGACUACGGACCGUACGCAGGAACCAUAUUCCAUCUCAUUCUUCAAUUCCCCAAGACCUACCCUAAUUCUCCACCUGCAGUUGAGCUCGGUUCUAGCCUUCCGAACCACCCUAAUGUGUUUGAUGACAAUCUGGAAGAUCCAAACUGGCGAACUGUGUGUCCUAGCUCACUCUGGAUCUGCCUCGAUCUCUUGAAGCAACGCUACGUCUCGACGCCCUACGCUGGUUGGACAUCCGCGUACUCCAUUCUUAGCGUCAUUCUCCAACUCCAAUCCUUUUUGUUUGCGGAGAAUAUCCCACAAGACUGGGGCGGCUACCAAUCGGUAUCGGCUUCCAGGUCGUUGAUGGACAAGGCAGUUCGCGACGCCGAAAGCUUCCGAUUUGGGAUCGAGCCGCACGAUGGGGGCGUGGUCGAGCAUACACACGAAAAUCCAUGGCCUCCCCUUCCGAAAUAUGUUGGAGAGACUGGAUAUCAAGUUCGAGGCCGCCGCAAGUCACAGACGAUGCAUGUAACCUCCCCUUCGGUUCGUCCUCAGAUUUCAUCCGAACGUCAGCAACUUGAGCCAUUAAAGCUGGCAAUCGAUUCAGAAGAAGUACCUGUCCUCGGCUCGGAAGCGCCAGAAUCCACGACCAUUUCCAAGAUGUCCACACUCACAACAGCUCUUCCUCCCGAUGUCCAAUCCAGCAUCUUUACUUUCCUUGGCCCGAAAGAGCUGCUUCGUGUUCGGGAUGUGUGCUCACAUUGGCGAAAGGUUUUGUUCACGUACAACCUCUUCGAGAGAUCCCAGAUUAUGUGCUACCACUCCAAGGUGAAGCUUGACGACAAAGAUGCCGUGCUUGGAUUUGGACUCAAGGUCGAAUACUAUCCCGGUGGAAAUGCUCUAAAAGCAGUAUCUUCCCCACUCGAUCUUCUUUCGAUGGAGGCCUUUGAGGGGGAAGGUGUUCGAACCGGAGUCUGGCGUGGAGAUCAGGAAAGAUUUGACUAUUUCUUGCCUCUAAUCUUUUCUACCAACAGCGGACAAGGUUAG
Messenger RNA from Seminavis robusta, 1170 nucleotides. NCBI's taxonomy places the organism in Eukaryota, Bacillariophyta, Bacillariophyceae, Naviculales, Naviculaceae. The record is from the annotation of a GenBank genome assembly.